AUGGCCUCAAGAGUUCGUGCUCCUAAUGUUCGACAACGUUUUCUUGACAUUAACGAAGAACCAGAUAAACCAUUACCUUCAUUACCAAUACCCAUUACUAGAAGAAAACGAAUACAAUCAUUACGUGAAUGUGUAGAACCCAUUCUUAAUUUAAACUUAGUUGAAGAUUUAUUAGAUAAAGUGACAUAUUCAUUAGAAAAAUGUAAAAAUCCGAAAGACGAUCUUACUCAAGAUCAGUUUGCUGCAUUAUAUCUAUACUCACUUCAAACUUCGUUCUAUACGAAGUUUAAUGGUGCAUUACGUGAUGAAGAUCGCACAAAAUUAGUACCAUUUUAUGACUAUUAUAUAUUGUUUAUGUCCGCACUAGACAAAUUACCAUCAAUUCAAAAUAAUAUGUGGCGUGGUGUUACUGCUAAUCUGAAUGAUCAAUAUAGGCCAGGUACCAUUCACAUAUGGCAUGCUGCUAGUUCAUGUUCAGAUCAAGUACAUGUAACUGAUGCAUUUCUCGACAAAAAGAAGCAUAGAACACUAUUCAAUAUUAAAUGUUAUAAUGGAAAGACAAUUAAAAAUCAUUCACGUUAUCCGAACGAAAGCGAAACUAUUUUACCACCUGGUACAUGUAUACGAGUUAAAUCGCAAUAA
Rotaria sp. Silwood2 is the source of this 642-nucleotide messenger RNA. Lineage: Eukaryota; Metazoa; Rotifera; Eurotatoria; Philodinida; Philodinidae. The record is from the annotation of a GenBank genome assembly.